AUGGAUGCAGCACAAGCAGUUAUUUUUAAAGCCCUUGAAGGCCAGAAAGGGACAAAAACUGCGAUAGAUAGAGGAGACUCAAAAAUCCAGCAGUUCUACAAGGACAGAACUGUGUUCCUAACAGGAGCCUCGGGUUUCCUUGGUAAGCAGCUUGUGGAGAAAUUGUUCAGGACGUGUAAGCUGAAAACUGUAUACGUACUAAUGAGACCUAAGAAGGGAAAAUCAGUUGAAGAAAGAAUUCAUGAAAUCUUACAGGACCCUAUUUACGACAUUCUUCGAGAAGAGAAACCGGAUUUUGUACAAAGAAUAAUUCCCAUAAUAGGAGAAUUGGCCGAAAAGAAUCUUGGCAUCAGUGAGACUGACAGAAGAAUUAUAAUUAAAGAGGUAGACAUAAUAUUCCACGUGGCCGCUACCAUAUCAUUCCAAGAACCGCUCCGAUCAGCCACUCUUAUCAACGUUAGAGGUACCAAGGAAAUUAUAACUUUGGCCAAACAUUGCGAACGAUUGAGAUCAUUCGUCUACAUGUCGACAGCGUAUUCUCACGCUACCUUCAGCAGAGGAGGCACAGAGAUCAUGGAGGAGUUCUACACCAGUCCAAUGCCACCAGAACUGAUGAUUGACCUGGCUGAAUCUUUGGAGGAGGACCGGCUCAAUCGGAUUAAGGAUGAGCUCAUCAGAGACUGGCCGAAUACCUAUUCGUUCACGAAGGCGCUGGCAGAAGAAUUACUAAGGAUGAACUCCAAAGACUUACCGGUUUCUGUGAUCAGACCAGCUGUCGUGGUAUGUGCGAGAAGAGAACCCUAUGCAGGAUGGAUUGAUCUCAGCAGUGUUUUUGGACCAAGUGGGAUCACCCUCGGCUGUAUGAUGGGUGUAAUCCACUCCCUCCAAUCAGUCCAGGACAUCAGAAUCGACUUCGUACCAGUAGACUAUGUGAACAACACAGCUAUCAUCGCUGCAGCAUCAUCCAACAACGUCACCAAGAUAUACCACGUCGCUACUAGCAAGAGGAAUCAUUUGACUUGGGGUGGCCUCACCAAUAUCCUGAACAACGUCGCAAGGAGGACCAUAGUAUCUCCCCACGCUAUUUGGUACUGCUUCGUAGUCCAGUCUCCAUACUUAAGGCUGCAUCAGCUGGUCAGCUUCCUCCUUCACACCAUUCCUGCUAACCUGGUUGAUGGUCUCUGCGUGCUGAUGAAGAAACCGCCCAGAUUGAAGAAGAUAUAUUCAACUGUAACCAAAAUGGCGUCAACCAUAGCCUUCUAUUCCAACCACGGAUGGAUUUUUAACGACAGGAACACCCUACAACUAUUUCAGGAUUUAUCUAAUUCCGACAAAAUUAUUUAUCACUGCGACGUCUCGGAUUUAGAGUGGACAGAUCUUAUUGUUCUGUGCCCACAAAAGGUCGGCAACGCACUUGUAGUAACUCCUUUGUUACUACAAGUGUCGAUGGGCGGCGCUGAUUGCUUACCGCCAGGUAACCCUUCAGCUCGUUUGCCGACCUAUCACAUAAAUACCUAUGCCUAUGCUACAUAUAGGUCGGAUAACGAGCAGACGGAUUACCUGAUGCUUGCUACACGCAGUAAUUACAGCUGUGUGCUGUCUGACACACACUCAGACACCGAGAAAGAAGAUUCAUUAUGGUCGGCAAACAAGCAGACGGAUUACCUGAUGGCCGAGGUCGCGGUGCCUCACUGCUCCUACCCCGCAACCCUGGUUGAACAUCAGCCCUGUAGGGCCCCGUCUGUAGUGGUCUAUUUGCUCUUUGAGGCGCGCGCGGAACGCUACGCGCCGUACGCUCGGGUCUGGUUCUGGUCGGGCGGCGAGCUACCCUUACUCGCCGUCCGAAGACCCGCGCUCUAG
Molecule: messenger RNA, 1860 nt
Organism: Spodoptera exigua (beet armyworm)
Lineage: Eukaryota; Metazoa; Arthropoda; Insecta; Lepidoptera; Noctuidae
Source: the annotation of a GenBank genome assembly